CAAAGUACCCACUCCACCGUUCCUCCACUCCGCCAUUUUUUAUCAAUUUGAUAAAAAAAAGUUCAAGGCAAAAUACAGCCGAAUCCGACGAACUUCAAUCAACCUUUCAGCUGUAUUGUCGCUUCGCCCGUCGCCCAAGAUGAAGACCACUUGGAAAGAUAUACCGCCGGUUCCUACGUCGCAGGAGUUUCUCGACAUCGUCCUAUCGAGAACUCAGCGACGACUCCCGACUCAGAUCAGAGCUGGAUUCAAGAUCAGCCGUAUUCGAGGAUUCUACACUCGAAAGGUCAAGUUCACACAAGAGACCUUCUCCGAGAAGUUCGCCCAAAUCCUCGAGAGCUUCCCUCGACUACAAGAUAUUCAUCCGUUCCACAAGGAUCUCCUUAACACCCUCUACGACGCCGACCAUUUUCGAAUAGCCCUUGGUCAUCUUGCCACAGCAAAACAUCUUAUCGAAACUAUAUCGAGAGAUUACGUGCGUCUUCUCAAAUAUGCCCAGAGUUUGUUCCAAUGCAAGCAACUUAAGAGGGCCGCGCUCGGUCGCAUGGCCACCAUCACCAAGAGAUUAAAGGACCCUCUGGUCUAUCUCGAUCAAGUCCGUCAACAUCUUGGUCGUCUUCCGUCCAUUGACCCUACCACACGGACAUUGUUGAUAUGUGGAUAUCCCAAUGUUGGAAAGUCAAGUUUCUUGCGGAGCAUCACCCGAGCCGACGUCGACGUCCAGCCGUAUGCCUUCACCACCAAGAGUCUAUUCGUUGGUCACUUUGACUACAAGUACCUUCGUUUUCAGGCCAUUGAUACCCCUGGUAUCUUGGACCAUCCUUUAGAAGAGAUGAACACGAUCGAAAUGCAGUCUAUUACCGCCAUUGCUCACUUAAGAUCCGCCAUCCUCUACUUCAUGGAUCUUUCAGAACAGUGCGGUUACUCAGUCGCAGCACAGAUGCAGCUAUUCAAGAGCAUUAAGCCCUUGUUCUCGAACAAGCUAGUCUUUAUCGUCAUUAACAAGAUCGACAUCCUAAGGCCCGAGGAGCUGGACGAGAAGACGGGUGGUGAACUUCAAGCGUUAGUCUCUUCUGGCGAAGUAGAACUCCUUCAGUUAUCUUGUAACACACAGGAAGGCGUCCAGGAAGUGAAAAACGCCGCUUGUGAGCGACUUCUUGCCGACAGGGUUGCCCAGAAAUUAAAGGCGGGCACGUCAAGCAGUGGCAAUAUCGGCGGCAGAUUGGCAGACGUUAUGACCAGGAUCCACGUCGCUCAACCCAUGGGUGGGGCUACACAAGAGGUAUUCGUUCCUGACGCUGUAAAGAACCUGAGGAAGUACGAUAAGGAUGAUCCCGAACGCCGCAAAUUGGCCCGCGACAUCGAGGCUGAGAACGGCGGUGCUGGUGUAUUCAACGUUGAUCUAAGAGCCGACUACAUCCUUGAGAACCCCGAGUGGAAGCACGAUAAGAUACCGGAGAUAUUCGAUGGCAAGAAUGUCUACGACUACAUUGACCCUGAUAUCGAGGCUAGGCUUCAAGCGCUCGAAGAAGAGGAAGAGCGCCUUGAUGCCGAGGGAUAUUACGACUCGGAUGAAGAGAUCGACGACGCGGAAGAAGCCGAUAUCAGAGUAAAGGCAGAAAUCAUUCGCGAGAAGCAAGCAAUGAUUCGCAACGAGUCGAGAAUGAAGAGGGUCAAGAACCGCGCGGUCUUACCCCGAAGGGCUCUCAAGAGACCGCUGUCUCAGCUCGAGGAUGCGAUUGACAAGAUGGGUGUUGAUACCGAGAGCCUACAACUCAGAGGAAGACAACAGACAGUCACCCGUGGCCGCUCGACGACCAGAAGCCGUCUCGGCACCGAGGACUCGAAUGCCAUGGACAUCGAUGAAACACCGAGAGAGAGACUACGCUCUAAGAGCCGAGCCCGAAGCCAGCCCGCGACGAACAGACGUGAGGACGGUGUAACAAGCGAGCUGUCGAGAACAAAGGCGGAGAAACAGGCUAAGUUGGGCCAGAGGAAGAUGAACCGCAUGGCUAGGCAGGGUGAGGCGGAUCGACACAUCGCCGCUUCGAAGCCGAAACAUUUGUUCUCCGGAAAACGGACAAUGGGCAAGACCCAGAGUCGUUAGACAGGGUACCUUAUAUUUACGUUUCUUGCUGUUGCUGUAUAUGACGCAUCCGACGAUGAAUGGGGAUAUCCGGUUUUCGGUUUUCUGGCGUUCUGGGCGGGAGGUACGAGAAUUAGUCCAUCGCUAGAUGCUAGAGAAGAGCUUAUGGGCGGGCAAAUAGUUCUGGUACAGAGACGAAAUGAAUUGAUCAAUAAGAACAAGUCUGGCUUGAUAUUUCGUGUGACUUGGCAAUUUAAGUACGCGAUUACUUUGAUAAGUAGGUAUACUAUCAUACGACGA
This is a messenger RNA of Annulohypoxylon truncatum, 2386 nucleotides long. Its product is annotated as nucleolar GTP-binding protein. The record is from RefSeq and is a predicted model, not a curated record. Bases 140 to 2107 code for a protein of 655 amino acids. Gene Ontology annotation, molecular function: GTP binding; RNA binding; GTPase activity. The transcript is spliced from 4 exons. Gene Ontology annotation, biological process: ribosomal large subunit biogenesis. NCBI's taxonomy places the organism in Eukaryota, Fungi, Ascomycota, Sordariomycetes, Xylariales, Hypoxylaceae. Gene Ontology annotation, cellular component: nucleolus.